AUGCCGACGCUCUACUCUGGACUCCUCCGAGUCCUUCCACUCGUUCUAUUUCUCAUCACUGUUGCAGUCUCCUCCGAACACACCUCCAACUGGGCUGUUCUCGUUUCGACCUCCCGAUUCUGGUUCAACUACCGCCAUCUCGCCAAUGUCCUCUCCCUCUACCGGACCGUCAAGCGGUUGGGCAUCCCCGACUCGCAGAUCAUCCUGAUGCUUCCCGAUGACAUGGCCUGCAACCCUCGCAAUGCAUUCCCAGGAACUGUAUACAGCAACGCCGACCGCGCAGUCGAUCUUUACGGCGACAACAUCGAGGUGGACUAUCGGGGGUACGAGGUCACCGUGGAGAACUUCAUCCGCCUCCUGACCGAUCGCCUGGACGAAGAUGUGCCGCGCAGCAAACGCUUGGGCUCCGAUGCGGGAAGCAACGUUUUGGUUUACAUGACUGGCCACGGAGGAGACCAGUUCCUGAAGUUCCAAGACUCGGAGGAAAUCGGGGCAUGGGACCUAGCGGACGCCUUUGGUCAGAUGUGGGAGAAGAAGCGCUACCACGAGCUAUUGUUCAUGAUCGAUACAUGCCAGGCGAACACCAUGUACACACAUUUCUACUCGCCGAACAUCAUCGCGACCGGAUCCAGUGCGCUUGACCAGUCUUCCUACUCUCACCAUGCGGACAACGAUGUGGGGGUUGCGGUGAUUGACCGCUGGACAUACUAUGUGCUGGAGUUUUUGGAGACCCAGGUGACGAGUGCCAACUCCAAGCUCACGCUGGGCGAUUUGUUCGAUUCGUACGACGAGUCUAAGAUCCAUUCCCAGCCGGGCGUGCGGUGGGAUCUGUUCCCCGGUGGCGAGCAGGAGGGGCGCCUACGGACCGUGGCGGAUUUCUUCGGGAAUGUGCAGAAUGUCGAAGUUGAGAAUCUCAAUACAACCGAGCCCGGCUCGUUGAGGGAGGAUCUGAUUGAGAUUGCCCGGCUCGUGGCGAAAUGGCGCGCACGCGACCAAGAGUCUCUUGCUAGGCAGAAUGAGUCCCUCAUCCAACCGGUGGCGGGGUAUGGCGAUCUCGCUCGCGCCGGGGAGGAGUUGGUGAAGCCCAUGCGGACGACACAUGGGGGGAGUGGUGGUGUUGUCGUCUGUCUGGGUGUGGGCGGGCUGGUGGAUUUGAGUGAGAUCCUCUGCUUGAGUAAUCCCGAAGAGGAAGAGGAGGAGGGGGAUAUGGGAGGGGUCGAGGUCUGGGUGUUUGACGCGCGGCGGCCGUGGAAUCUGGCGAAUGUGUUCGGGGGUGAGGGACAGCCUGCGGUGGGCGAGAUGAAUGUCAAUGCGAGACGGAAAUCGCGCGGCAAGCGCAAAUCGUGGUCGCGCCAGGAUGAUGAUGACGAGUCGGAUGAUGAGGAUGGGCCCCCGCGUCAGCGAAGGAGGAGUGAUUCGGGGUCCUACCUCAUCUCGUCGCCGUCUCGUCCGCGGAGGUUGGGGCAUGAUUCGUCAAAUUCGUCACGCUCCGUUACGCCAACGUCAGAUUCACCAUCGCCGGUACAGCCGAAGCCGCCAUCUGCGCGCACGUUGCGGCGGCGAUUGUUGCGCCUGAAGAGGAAGCACGAGGCGGUGCUACAGGGUUACUAUUCGUCAGGAACGUCGUAUUCGGAACCGAUAUCCUCCCUUGUCUAUUCCCUUGCAUCCGAGCUCGGUCGUGAAGACAACGAUCUACUGUGGCUGGCCAUUGUGGGUGUCUCGAGCUUGGAGUUGAGUGGCCGUACAAUGUCUGGAGUGGGUGUGUCCAAUGCGUUGGAGUACGGAGGCUCGGCUGGCUGGGGUGGAGAGAGAGGCGAACGAAUACGGCAGAUACUGCGCGAUGAAGUUCUACGAUUGAACCCUCCAGACCCCUAUGAGCGCGACCGCGACAUCCGAGGGGAGAUCAACGGUGUCAUUCCCACUACAGCCAGGUCACCGACAGACAAGUCGAUCCGUCUGUCCCCCGAACCUCGGUUCAUCCUCGUGCGACAUUGGUCGCUCUACGACAGCAUGCUGCACAGCCCGUACCUAGCAUCCAGGCUUCAUGUCUGGACGGAAAACGGAAAGAAACGAUUACACAAACUGCUGGCCAAAAUGGGCAUUAGUCUGAACCAAAGCCACCAAAGCUAUACCCACAUGGACAUGGAGCUGAAGCGGGUAUUGCGCCAACGCCUAUUGAAGUAUGCGCCGAUGUACGGCUUGGACGGACUUGUCCCGCCGGAGGCGUCUGGACAUGCCGCUUCUCGUGAGGGAUGGGGGUUUGUCCGCUGCUGGGGGUGGAAAGCCUGUCUGUCCGCCACCGAUGUGGGUGUUAUUAUCGGUGCAAUUCUUGAGGUCGGACCCGAGGAAGCACCCGGGAUAUGGGAUGCCAAACGCGCGUCCCGAACGGCUCCGACGCCUAAUGACGACGGGUCUACCGAGUCCGAUCUGGCCAGUCUUCUUCCUCGGUUCUGGAGUGCCUAUGACGCCUUGUCACUGACUUCGGAAUCCCCCACGCUCCUUCAAUCUUCACUCCCUCUAGCCCAGCACCUCCACCGGGCUAUCCUUCGCACCGGUACGUCGCUACUCGCAAAGCACCAGAUUCGUCACCUGCGAGCAUUCCGCAUUGCCGUGGUUAAAGACGGCCCGGACGUGAAGCUCUUCACGAACCCCGGGGCAUUGACGAAGCUGGCAUUGUGGGUCGCAGAGGCUAUUCGAGUGCAAGAACGAGAACGAGGAGACACUGUCAAGGUCGGCCGUAGGCGGGCUCUGGGCACUCCUCUUGUUCUUGCCGGGCUGGACGAGGAUCGAGGUCUCUACGUUGUCGUGGGUACCGGAGGUGGUGGCGGAGUGGUCGACUUUGCCGCGUUGGCGAAACGCCGGGAAGAGCGACGCGCAAAGAAAGAAGCCAAAGAGAAGAAGCGAAAGGAGCGCGAAGAACGUCGCGCCAAGCGCGCUGCAGAGCGCGCUGAGAAUGGGGACGACGAUGACGAGGAGGAUACUGAGGAAUCAUCGUCGGAAUCCGAGUCUGAGUCCGAGGACGAGCAGGAUCUGCGAACCAACAAGCAUCUCCUGCGGAACCGAUUUGGCAUUGCGUUCCAAGAAGUGGUGCAAGAAACCAGCGCUCGGGUGCGCAUUGAUAGCUUCGAGCACUGUGUGGUGGAAGUGCAAAAGGAAGACCUCGGAGGCUUCCUGGAAGCGCUCAGCUUCCGCAGUGUUGUCGGCUAAGACUUGCGGUCUUUCAACUUUCCCUUUUGUGUUAUGCUCUACAUGCUACGUUGAUCUCGACGUGUCUGCUAAUGCUCUCUCCUAUGUCCUGCUUAGGGUGGUUUGUUUCUGCUUUUCAUCGAUCGCGUCGGGAUGAGGGUUGGGGAGUGUCGGGAAACCACUGGGAUUUGCUUAUCAUGGAAAAAGGGAGGCAUGUAUAAUGACGGAUUGGAAGCCAUCUGUGCGAUCAUUCAUUUUCCUUUUGUUCUUGCUUGGAAUAUCCGCGUUCAGUCACGGCUCACACGAUGACCGGCUUGCAUCUCUGCACAUGUCACGGCGCUUGGGGUAUUGCAUGGGUGCAUGUUUGUUGAGUUUAGAUUUUUGUCGAUAGCAUGCGAGACAUGAGUUGCAUAUGAUAAUCGACCCAGACAUUUUGGAUAUGAUGAAUCCUGGCUGCUGCGGGGCCAGCUUCG
Aspergillus ibericus CBS 121593 is the source of this 3659-nucleotide messenger RNA. Its product is annotated as cell division control protein 45. NCBI's taxonomy places the organism in Eukaryota, Fungi, Ascomycota, Eurotiomycetes, Eurotiales, Aspergillaceae. The coding region runs from base 1 to 3207 and encodes 1068 amino acids. Gene Ontology annotation, cellular component: GPI-anchor transamidase complex; DNA replication preinitiation complex. The record is from RefSeq and is a predicted model, not a curated record. Gene Ontology annotation, biological process: DNA replication initiation; double-strand break repair via break-induced replication; mitotic DNA replication preinitiation complex assembly. The transcript is spliced from 4 exons. Gene Ontology annotation, molecular function: DNA replication origin binding; single-stranded DNA binding; chromatin binding.